Messenger RNA from Culex quinquefasciatus (southern house mosquito), 1301 nucleotides. RefSeq names its product tetratricopeptide repeat protein 19 homolog, mitochondrial (gene Ttc19). NCBI's taxonomy places the organism in Eukaryota, Metazoa, Arthropoda, Insecta, Diptera, Culicidae. The transcript is spliced from 2 exons. The record is from RefSeq and is a predicted model, not a curated record. Bases 101 to 1159 code for a protein of 352 amino acids. Gene Ontology annotation, molecular function: protein binding. Gene Ontology annotation, biological process: mitochondrial respiratory chain complex III assembly. Gene Ontology annotation, cellular component: mitochondrial inner membrane.
CUUCAAACAAGUGUUUAUGUUUACUAUCAACGCGAGUAAUAUUUUGAAACAUUCUAGUUUUAGUGCCUAAUUUAUUGCGAAAGGAAAAAAUCCCACCAAAAUGUUGCGUAAAAUGUCCAACAACCUGCUAAACACCCUCUCCAAGCGAAGCUUCAUAUCGCUGAACCAUCCACGCCUGAGCAGCGCCCACCUUCAGCCGGAACCUGCGCCGUCGUCUCGAUCCGAGGAAGAACAACAACAACGCCGUCACAAAAGCAACCGCCACAGCCGGGUCACCGUUCCGGUGCUCGCGGCCAGCUCCUUCCUGUCGUGGUUCACCAAAAAAAGCGACGAGGACAGCCCGGAGAGUCAACUGAUUACGGCGAUCAAAAUGUCCAUCCUGAACAUCCAGCGGGAAGAGUACAAAAAGGCGGAACAGAUGCUGCACGUGGCACUGAAGAUGGCCCAGGAUCUGCAGAGCAAGGACGGCGUUACGUACAUCUAUGACAUAAUGGCCAAUUUGGCAAUGGAGGUGGGAGACUUUAAAAAGGCCGAGAAGCUGUUUGCGAACGUGAUGCAGCGGCUGUUCGCAGAUGGGUUCGUCGAGGACCACAUCAAAAUGCUUCACAUCAGCUCCAAGAUCGCGCACAUAGCUCAACUGCAGGGUCACCUGGACAAGGCGCUGCAGGGCUUCGAGUGGACGCUGGCCAAGCUGGAGGAGAAUCUCAAAAAGGUCGGCGAAGACAAGGAGAUCCGCGAGCUGUGGGGAAUCACCAAAAACUGGUACGCGCUAGCGCUGAUGGAGCUGAAACGCUUCGCCGAGGCGAAAACGUGCUUCAUUGAGGCGUACGACGCGUACACGGAGAUCCACGGCAAGCUCACCGAGGAGGGACUGACGAUACUGAACAACCUGAGUGUGGCCUGCUCAAAUCUGGAAGACUACGCGUCCGCCGAGCGGUACCUCAAGGAAGCGAUCUCGCUGGCCGCCCAACUGCCGGACCUGACCGAGGUUGGGGUGUACAAAGCGAACCUGGGGCUGCUUUACCUGCAGCAAGGGCUGCUCAAGCAAGCCACCGAGUUUUGCUCGUUCGCGUGGAAGUACGGCAAGCAGCACCAGCACGAGGAAACGGUGACGCAGGCCAACUAUUGCCUCGAGCAGAUUAGGGCGUAUCAAAAAUAAGCUAUGGUAUUUGGAAUUGUGUAAAUUAUUAUGACUAGUGACGGACCAGUUGCAGCGAGUAUUCAAGAUUGUUGAUUGAUUUUUAAAUUGUUGAUGUUGUCCAUAUUUGGGGAAAAUAAAAAAAAAUGUUUCGAUUGGAUCA